AUGGCCAAAAUUAGUAAAGUUUGGAUGCAUUUUGACAAAAUCAAUAAGUUGACUGCGAAAUGUAAAAUAUGUGGCAAAAUAUGUCCAACAUCUGGAAACACGUCUAAUUUACACUCUCAUCUGAAUAAUGUCCAUAAAAGUAAAACAGUAACGUCAGUAACAUCAAAGUUAAAAAGUGAUGUUUUGGAAAAAUGCUUCGAUGAAAAUAAUGUUGAUGAUCCUGGUUGUAUUUCAAGUACAGCAUCAACUUUAGUUUUUGAUGAAAAUGAAACCAUUUCUGUAGCUAGUGGUAGUAAAAAAACUUGUACCAAUGAUUUUCCUACAAAAAUAACUCAACCAUCAAUUGAAAAGGCAAUGGACUAUGUGACAUCCAUGAAAGUCGACGGCACUGGUUUUAAUUACUUUUUAAAAGUGGCAUGUCCACUUUAUGCUAUUCCUUCCAGAAACACAAUAAAAAAUAAAUUAGAUGAAAAAUACAAGUAUUUAUCUAACAAGUUUAAACAUAGACUCCAAAAACAAAAAAAUUUUAGUCUAACUUCGGAUAUUUGGAGUGAUAUUCAAAUGAAGAGUUAUCUCGGUGUUACCAUACACUUUUUAGAAAACAAUACAUUUAUAUCUGGAACAUUAGUUGUGUACGAACUCAACAUGUCUCAUACAUCUGAGUACAUAAGUCAGAUAUUUGAAGAAGUAUUAUUUGAAUGGGGAUUAAAUAAAUCACAAAUAAUUACAAUUGUCACUGAUAGUGGUGCAAAUAUAAAAAAAGCAGCAAAAAACACAUUCGGUAUACGUAAAUUUAUCCCAUGUUUUGCUCAUACCAUUAAUUUAAUUGCAAACUAUUCAAUUGAUAACUGUGAGGGUUUAAAUUUGUUGGUUGAAAAAGUAAGAAAUAUCGUCAAAUAUGUAAAAAACAGUGUAAAUGUCAGCGAUGAAUUAAGGCAAUACCAAGCAAAUGAUGGAAUACCCGAAGGAAAUAUGCUUAAAAUGAUCUUGGAUGUUAAAACACGUUGGAACAGCUUAUACUACAUGGUGGACAGAUUUUUAAAUUUAUUUAAAAUUAUUUCUAAUAUUUUGUUGGAGAAACAAAAAGCACCAGAUUGUCUAACUACCAGAGAGGUAAACACACUAAAAGAAGUUAGAGUUCUAUUGCAACCUUUAGAGGAUUUAACUAAAAAAAUCUCCGGUGAUAAAUAUCCAACUAUAAGUUGUAUGCUACCAUUAAUAAAAUGUGUUAACUCUGCCAUCAAUCAAAUGACACCUAAUACAGCAGUGGGAGUAUCUCUACGUUCAAAUAUCAUCGGUCAAUUUCAUAAACAUUUUAAUGAACUUGAGCUGUUUAAUGAUGUUCCAAUCAGCACUAUAUUGGACCCCAGAUUUAAGAAUCUUCACUUCGAAGACCCUGUAAAUUGCCAAAAAGCUAUUGGAAAAAUAAAAAGACUGUUAAUUGUUGUACAAAAUGAACAUUCUGUUGAAAUUGAACCAACUACAAGUUCUGAAAUGACUCCACUAAACAAACAAUCAUUUGACUUAUGGUCUUAUCAUAAAACUGUUGCAUCUUUGCAAAUCCAAAACAGUUGA
This is a messenger RNA of Myzus persicae (green peach aphid), 1575 nucleotides long. RefSeq names its product zinc finger BED domain-containing protein 4-like. NCBI's taxonomy places the organism in Eukaryota, Metazoa, Arthropoda, Insecta, Hemiptera, Aphididae. The transcript has 7 exons. Gene Ontology annotation, molecular function: DNA binding. The coding region runs from base 1 to 1575 and encodes 524 amino acids. The record is from RefSeq and is a predicted model, not a curated record.